AUGAUCCCCAGCACGGGCCCCCGGAGCUGCUGCCUGCUUGUGCUGCUCUGCCUUCUCCCCUGCCCGCGGGUCUGGGCAGGCAGGGAUGCCGUGGGACCGGCGCUCUCUGCAGCCUCCUUCCUGCAGGAUCUCCUCCAGCGGUACGGUGAGAGCGAAACCCUCAGCCUGAAGCAGCUCAAGGCCCUGCUUUUCCCCAGGCCGCUCCGGACCGGUCGGGAGGGGGGGGUGGAAAGCCCAAAUCUCUCCCAGCCACCACAGCAGCGGGUGAACCUCUCCCGGUGCUUCAGCUCCAUCGAGCUUUUUGCCAUCCACAACCUGAGCGAGGGCUCCGCCGUGGGGCACAGCGAGUUCAAGGAGUUUUGCCCCACCAUCCUGCAGCAGCUGGAGUCUGGGGCGUGUGCCUCUGAGAAGCUGGAAAAUGAGGAAAAUGAGCAGACGGAGGAGAGCAGACCCAGCUCGGCCGAAGUCUGGGGUUACGGUUUCCUCUGCGUGACCGUCAUCUCCCUCUGCUCGCUGGUGGGAGCCAGCGUGGUGCCCUUCAUGAAGAAGACCUUUUACAAGCGGCUGCUCCUCUACUUCAUAGCUCUGGCGAUUGGAACUCUCUACUCCAACGCCCUCUUCCAGCUCAUUCCCGAGGCGUUUGGAUUCAACCCUCAAGAAGCUUAUUACGUUUCCAAAUCCGCCGUGGUGUUCGGGGGCUUCUACCUCUUCUUCUUCACAGAGAAGGUCCUGAAGAUGCUCCUGAAGCAGAAGGACCAGCAUCACCACGGGCACAGCCACUACGGCCCCGAGGCUUUGCCGUCCAAGAAGGACCAGGAGGAUGGGGUCACCGAGAAGCUGCAGAACGGGGACCUGGACCACAUGAUCCCACACAUAACCAGCGAGCUGGAGUGCAAGACCCCCUCUGGGGAUGAGAAGGUUGUGAUGGGCUCCCUCUCUGUCCAGGACCUGCAGGCCUCCCAGAGUGCGUGUUACUGGCUGAAGGAGGUGCGGUACUCCGACAUCGGCACGCUGGCGUGGAUGAUCACCCUCAGCGACGGCCUCCACAACUUCAUCGACGGGUUGGCUAUCGGGGCCUCCUUCACCGUCUCCGUCUUCCAAGGGAUCAGCACCUCGGUGGCCAUCCUCUGCGAGGAGUUCCCGCACGAGCUGGGUACUGCUGUCCUGAUGCUGCUGCUGCUCGCCCAGUGACAGGCGCUCUUCUUCAACUUCAUCUCUGCCUGCUGCUGCUACGUGGGCUUGGCCUUCGGCAUCGUGGCCGGCAGCCACUUCUCUGCCAACUGGAUCUUCGCUCUGGCCGGAGGGAUGUUUCUGUACAUCGCGCUGGCUGACAUGUUCCCCGAAAUGAACGAGGUCAGCCGGGAGGACGAGCAGAAUGGCAGCACGCUGAUCACCUUCGCCAUCCAGAACGCGGGGCUGCUGACGGGGUUCACCAUCAUGGUGCUGCUCACCAUGUACUCCGGCCAGAUCCAGAUAGGGUAG
Messenger RNA from Nipponia nippon (crested ibis), 1482 nucleotides. Lineage: Eukaryota; Metazoa; Chordata; Aves; Pelecaniformes; Threskiornithidae. The record is from RefSeq and is a predicted model, not a curated record.